Messenger RNA from Sclerotinia trifoliorum, 1347 nucleotides. NCBI's taxonomy places the organism in Eukaryota, Fungi, Ascomycota, Leotiomycetes, Helotiales, Sclerotiniaceae. The record is from the annotation of a GenBank genome assembly.
CCUCCUACGAACACCUGUUCUAAUUAAACUUAUUGGUCCGGUGCCUCGAUCCUUUGACGAAUUGGAACAAAGAUACUUCAAUAUUCCUCAAAGAAAAACAUUGGUUUAUCAUGAACUUAUACCGGAAAGACUUGGUUGGCUCAAGCAAUUGGGCUUGGACGAUCCCCGAUAUUUACCUCUGUCGCAGACUGCACUGGAAAGGCAUGCAUUAAACAAUCUCUAUGAUGAAAAACCACGCGUAGAAGAGGUAUUGAAGCUAAAGCAAAGUACAUCAAUGCCAUGCUCGAUCCGCCAAACCCAUCAUGGGCGACUUUGGAGCAAACCUAUGAGAUUUACCCCGCGAGUGCCUUCACUACAUACGGAGCAUAUCUCGAUAAACGCCGCCAAUGGCUGCAACAAAUUGGUCUCGAUAUUAUCCCUUUCUGCUACAAAACCUUGGAAUUAUCCGAGGGUAAUAUGCAAGGUAUGGAGGUUGCCUGGAGCGUACUGACUGAGAUUGAACGUAAUAAAGUUCUCGACGCAGCUAACAUCAUCAAAGAAGACGGUAAUCCAGUUGUUGAUUCAUGGUCGGACUUUGAAUACACAUAUGACUUUAUCAAGGAAAAAGACAAGGAGUUCAAGAAUGAUGCCGCGGGAUAUGCCAAGAAGCACGGAUACUGGAUUAUUGAUAUAGGAUUGAACUUUGAUCCUUUCAAUGACGCUUAUUCAUUCUACCUCUACGUCUUUGCAAGAAGCUUGGUCCAAAAAGUCUACCGAGGAAAGAAAGUCUAUCAUCACUAAAGCUAAAUAUGAAAAAGAACGCUAUGUUAGGGAUUUAGCGAGAAAAAAGGCUGAGAAGGCAGGUGAUAAUUACAAAGCUCCUCCAAGUGAAGCUAAGAAGACAAGUAAACGCUCAUCUGCGGCAAAAUCCUCUAGUAAUAGGGUCUCGAAGUCUUCCAGUAGUCGUUAUGCUUAUAAUCGUUAUUUUGCCAGGUCGACCGCUUCUCGAAAUUAUGGAUAUUCGGGUUAUGGGUAUGGAAGGUAUGGAAGGUAUGGGAGAUAUUAAGAUGACUAACAUAAUUAGUGUGUUUACUGGAUUUUUGCUAACUUUUUGUCUGCGGUGGAUGGUUUGACUAGUUGGUUAUUUCUGUAACACGAUUUACCUAGAUCUUUCUUUUUUUUCGGAAUAUUUUGUGGAGUGGUUCUGUCGUGUUUGGAUAGGUUAUUUUUCAUACGAGAGAUGACCACGAAGCCUGCGGGCGGGCAGAUGAAAACGAUCUUUUUGAGCGCGUCUAUCUAUCUUCUUAAUUAUUUUGUACAUAUAAUUUUUCAUGAAUUUUGGUGCUUGGGGUCUAAUAGAUUGCCGGA